GUGGCACUAUAAAGCUCACUGCUGAUUUGUAGGCUUCAUUAAAACCUGGUCAAGGCUUCAUCAAUUCUCCUGACUGGCAUCCUCCUCUCAAACCUGCGCUCUGAACUUCUCACUCUCUCAUCAGCAGCACUUGUUAUUUGCCUGACCCCUGCAGUGCUUCAGCAACAGUCCUCCAAGCUGAUUCUUCUUAAAGAAAUAUGAAUAUACUGGGCAAGGUUGCGUUCUUGCUUUUGAUCGGUGGAAUCUGGUGUCAGAACAACCGCAACAAUGCUAAACCUAGUGGUAAGUCCCCCAAGAAGUCUGGUGGGAACCAAGGAGGUGAUGUUGGACAGUCUCCCCCCGUGGUCAAUCUGACUCCUGGUAGCACUAGAGGCACUGGGAGUACUGGAGGCACUGGAGCCACUGGGAGUACUGGAGGCAGUGGAAGUACUGGAGGCAGUGUAAGUACUGGAGGCAGUGGAAGUACUGGAAGUACUGCAAGUGCUGGAAGUACUGGAAGUGCAGUAAGCACUAAAGGAGCAGGAAGUACUGGAGGCACAGAUGAAGCCACACGUGAGGGUGUUGCAGGAGUUCGAGCUGCUGGACAACAGACAGCUGAUAUGAGAUUGCAAUUCCUCAAGAACACCCAAGUUACAUGCAAUGAUGGAUCCGCAGCUGGGUUUUACCUAAAGGAGUUCAGAGGAAGUCGCCGAUGGCUGAUAUUUCUGGAAGGUGGCUGGUGCUGCCACAGCAAAGAGACCUGUGAUUCCAGGUACCAAAAUAUACCCCGACUAAUGAGCUCAACGGGGUGGCCCCAAACAAAAAGAGGAACUGGAAUAUUGUCUUCUCAAGCAGAGGAAAACCCACACUGGAAUAAUGCAAAUAUUGUAUUCAUCCCGUACUGUUCUAGUGAUGUAUGGAGUGGCAAUGGGCCUGCCCCAACUCCUCCUCCAAGGCAGCGACAAGGCAGAGAAAAGGAAAGAGAUAGAAAUACAAAUGCAACUGAGUACACCUUCAUGGGUUCCCUGAUUAUCCGCGAGGUCAUCAAAGACCUCAUCCCCAAAGGAAUCAAACUGGCGAAGGUUGUCAUGCUGUCUGGCACGAGUGCUGGUGGAACAGGUGUUUUGCUGAACAUCGAUAGGGUGGCCAGUCAGCUGGAGCUGCUCGGUGCAGAGGCUCAGGUCCGAGGCCUUGUGGACUCAGGAUGGUUUCUAGAAAGUAAACAGCAGAGAUCACCAAACUGCCCAGAAACUAUCUCCUGCUCACCUGAAGAUGCUAUCAAGAUAGGACUUCGACUGUGGAAUGGGGUUGUGCCUGACAGAUGUCUGCAGCUCUAUAAGAGAGGAGAGGAGUGGCAGUGCUUCUUUGGCCACAAACUGUACUCCACCUUGACCUCCCCUCUGUUUGUGAUGCAGUGGCUGUUUGAUGAGGAGCAGCUGAGAGUGGAAAACAUCUACAUGGGCGGUCAUAGUCUGUCAGAGGAGCAGUGGCAGUACAUACAGAAUUUAAGCAGGGAGCUUAAGAACUCACUUAGAGAGGUCACGGCUGUGUUUGCUCCGUCCUGCCUUUCCCACACAGCGAUCACCAAAAGCAACUGGAUGAGUUUCAAAGUUAAAGGCACCUCUUUACCAAGAGCCCUGCACUGCUGGGACAGGAGUCUGGAGGCAACCCGCAACAACAGAACCCCUUCCAAAGGCUGUCCAUUCCACCUGGUUGACAACUGCCAGAGGCCCCAGUGCAACCCCACCUGCCCAGCCUUGGUGGACCAGACCACCCAGCAGGAGCUCACCCUGUUCCAGAUGCUGGUUGCUAUGGGACUUGACCUCCAGAGGCUGGGCCUAGAUCCCCAGGGAGAUGCAGAUGCUCUGGCCAGCAUGGUCAGCAAUGGUGGCUAAGUGGUAGAGCAGGGUUUCUCAAACUUUUUCAUACCAAGGACCACUUAACCAAUAAAAAAACACUUGCGGACCACCUAA
Molecule: messenger RNA, 1952 nt
Organism: Gymnodraco acuticeps
Lineage: Eukaryota; Metazoa; Chordata; Actinopteri; Perciformes; Bathydraconidae
Gene: notum2
Product: notum pectinacetylesterase 2
Exons: 12
Coding region: 198-1874 (558 amino acids)
Molecular function (GO): hydrolase activity
Source: RefSeq, a predicted model, not a curated record